GCGCGGACGUCGCAGGAGCGGGCCAGACCACCAGGGGACCACCAGUUGCAGCCCGUCGUCCGACCCACCCUCCCGGCACAGUUCCAGAAGUCAUGCAGGUGUCGCUGAUCUGCGGCCUGGUCCUGGUCAUUGCCUGCCUGUUGGUGACGCCGAGCGCCCGUUCGGUGACCAACAUAGGCUGCAGGCCGGAGCACCUGGAAUAUGUUCCCACGCGCACCAAGAAGCUCUGCACCAAGAUUCUGGCGCUGCGGGAGGUGCAGCGUGCCAUGGAGGGGUACCUCGGCGACGAAAUGCGAGGCGAGCUCGGCCUGAGCGACAACGGAGCUAAGCGACAAGACGUGGACCACGUGUUCCUGCGGUUCGGCAGAGCCUAUCUGUAGUCCACCGCGGGAGAGCGGCGUGGGCUGCGUGUGCCCCCGCCUGAAGACCGAUCCAGAGUGGCCGAGGGAUUUACAGCAGGGUACGCCGGACACCCACGCAAAGUCACUGGGCGUCGCGGAGGCAGACUCCCACAGGAAUAACACAUGCAGAGCAGCUGCCAUGUUGACUGCAGGAAGCCAUCGGGUAGCUGGAAGCCUCUCCUUCCGGGACUUCUGGGAAAUCUGAUGAUGUCUCCUGACUGAAGCCAAGUGGUGUGUUGGAAACGUGCGAACACUCCGCAGCCUGUAAUGCGCUGAUAUGAAAAUAUGGUAUGUUCAGUUUAUUUAUUGACUGUGCUGUCAGAUUACAGCUUUGUAACCAGCCUUGUUACCCCGGCGCGAUACUAAGUAUGUCCGAGAAGCAGCAACAAAAACAAUGCUAGGCAUUUGCAGACAGCUGCACCAUGGAUUUGUGACACUUAACUCACGGAUUUGCAUAAGUGGGUUACGCUUAAAGGAAACGUUUCUUAUUUGAAGAUAUCGAAGCAAUUAACUUUUAGAUCCUGAAGAUUGCAGACUUCAGAUUUUAAAAUAACCUCAAUGAUAACUCUUGCUGUACUUUUAAGUGAAAAAGACUGCUAUGGCUCACACAAUUUGUCAACGUGAUCAAUAUUUUCCUGAAUGCGUCAUUGUUUGAUUGCGUCAUGGAACUUUCGUAUGACAAUACUCACUUGUAGUUAUUCAACCCCCGAAAGAUGGCAGCAUGGGCUGGAACAGUUCAAUGAGUCAAAUAUCGUUAUAUGCUCAUGUGUCGGAUCUUUCUCGUGGCAUUCUUGCAUAUUUAUCCGGAAGUUCACGAUGUUUACUUCUACUCUCGUCCGCAGCUAUAGCAAUAUUCUUGAGUUCUUUGGUUGCGAGCACUUUUCCGCAAUUACUAGUAAGAGCAUAUAACUUACUGUCUCCUUUGGGUCAAAACGUAAUUUGUGUGGGAAUGUUGCAUGGCUUACAUGACAUUGGUUGAGAGCCAAUUUACGGCCGUUAGUUCUGGAAAUCAUGCUCACGAACACCAGAUAUGAAUGACUCGGUGAUUCUAUUUUUCUUGACCUUGAGCACAGCAUGGCCAGUGGAGUCUCUGGAUUUGAAUGAGCUUAUUAUCGUGUCAUUGGCGUAUUGGUGACAUUGAAGUAGUCCGCACAAAAUGGUGUGCAUAUCGCCGCGGUCUUCAAGGUCAGGAACCAGAGGGGUUUACGUCUUCAAAAGCGCAUGGCCGUGAACUGCAUUCAGUAACCUUCAAUGUGACUAUUUCAGUUAAAAAUACUACACAAAAUUGGAAAACUUCCUUUAAGUCUCUCCGAAUAAAAAUACCUAUUCCGUGGGGCUGGCCUCUCUGAGCUUUUUGGAGGAGCUUGGAAGUAUUCUGUGCGUUUCUAGCAUUUGACGACAUACUCAGCUGCUGAGGCCAUGUGGCUCCGCCUGCCUCUCACCCUGACUGAAGGGGCGGGCACCGCGGGGAACCGAACCCCGUACUUCUGGUUGCCCAGAUGCACAGUGGUUCACGCAGGCGCGUCAAUCACUUACACUAUCGGCACCCUUGAAAGUCUUCGAACGGAUUGUUCAAAGUGACGUGGGCCUGAUAAAAAUAUAUUGUAUCUUUGCAUUUGAUUCGAUGGCAUGUUAAAUCCAAGUUGAAGAAUGACUUCAUUUGAAAUUUGCUUGCAUUAUUACUGCUCCUACCUCGCUCCUGUCGCUGUUCCCUUGUUAUAUUUAGUUAGGUAUGCGGAAUACAUCUUUUGACCCCAGUUUAAGUACAACUUUCCAAAAUAUUCUUCGAAACAUUUUUCAAACAUCCUUCCUGCUCGGUGCAAUGACAGUGUUGUAACGCAAUGCGAUUCUGUAAAUUCAAGACUGUGUUUUUUCAAGAUAUGUUAAUAAAAGAGACAUUCUUUGAGAGUUACGAUGCAACCUCAUCCCAAACCACCCAUGAUGUGAAAAGACAGAGCCCCGUCGACGUAACGUGACGCUGCGGGCUUCUGACCAGGCGUAAUCUUC
Messenger RNA from Pollicipes pollicipes, 2408 nucleotides. Its product is annotated as myosuppressin. The transcript is spliced from 3 exons. The record is from RefSeq and is a predicted model, not a curated record. Lineage: Eukaryota; Metazoa; Arthropoda; Thecostraca; Pollicipedomorpha; Pollicipedidae. Bases 93 to 380 code for a protein of 95 amino acids.